Volvox carteri f. nagariensis is the source of this 429-nucleotide messenger RNA. RefSeq lists its product as uncharacterized. Bases 1 to 429 code for a protein of 142 amino acids. Lineage: Eukaryota; Viridiplantae; Chlorophyta; Chlorophyceae; Chlamydomonadales; Volvocaceae. The record is from RefSeq and is a predicted model, not a curated record. The transcript has a single exon.
AUGCCUCUUUACAGCUCUGCAUUCCCCGCCCUGCACGUCUCCUUUCAGUGCUCCAAGGCAAGCCCGGCUCCCUCAUCGCCAGACGGAGCCCCCGGCAAGCAUCCCAACAAGCGCGGGCUGCUGCCCGGCAGCGGCGGCAAGAAGGCCAGGCAGCCCGGGCUGUACGAGGUGCGGGUGGUGACACCGCCACCACGCUCACUCGGCAUCUACGCGCUGCCGCCCAACACGCAAUGCGGCGAGGAAAUCGACGUGGAGGGCGCCAGCUACGUCGUGACAACCGUUGUACUGCAAUAUAAACUUCGGGGCGGCAAGUACGUCCGGGACCACAACCGUCUAGACGUACAGCCCACGGGGCGAUGGCUUGUGAACCAAAUGCUAGAGGACCUGAUUAAGGCUCGCUACGUGGGCCCCACAGGCAACCAGGACUGA